Nilaparvata lugens (brown planthopper) is the source of this 571-nucleotide messenger RNA. RefSeq lists its product as uncharacterized. The transcript has 5 exons. The coding region runs from base 65 to 529 and encodes 154 amino acids. Gene Ontology annotation, cellular component: plasma membrane. Gene Ontology annotation, biological process: detection of chemical stimulus involved in sensory perception of smell; sensory perception of smell. Gene Ontology annotation, molecular function: olfactory receptor activity; odorant binding. NCBI's taxonomy places the organism in Eukaryota, Metazoa, Arthropoda, Insecta, Hemiptera, Delphacidae. The record is from RefSeq and is a predicted model, not a curated record.
UCCAGUGGAACAUGACAAUUCUAGAAUUGUUUCAAAUUCUACAACUGCGGACCUCAAAAACGAUAUGAGGCUUAUUGCUUUAUGCCAUCAAAAAUUUUGUAGAAACUUCAGGGUGUUUUCCGAUAAUGCAUCAUCCAUGGUGAUAACAAUCAUCUUCAUGAUUGUAGUUGAGUCAUGUUUCCAUGUCUACAGGGCACUUCAGGCAAACAAUAUAAAAGAGACUGUAAACUAUAUCAUGCUUUUCUUGUUGAUAAACAUGACAGUACUCUAUAUAUUCAACAACGGUCAGCGUCUAUUAAAUCAGAAUGAUAUUCUGCGCAAACAUCUGUCAGAACUUCCCUGGACCGACAAGCCUCGAUGGUUCAGGCAGACAGUGCACAUUAUGAUGACACGGGCAAAUAUCGACAUACAAUUGAAACCGUAUGGUAUCUUUGUUUUAAACCUCAUGUCAUUCAAAGAGAUGAUGAAGUUUAUUGGAUCGUCUGCCAAUGUCCUAUAUACCGUCAAACAUUCGAAUAAGUCACUGUGAAUUAAUAGCUUGAAGUUUAUUCACCAGUGAUGACUCAAAAAG